Molecule: messenger RNA, 1491 nt
Organism: Trifolium pratense (red clover)
Lineage: Eukaryota; Viridiplantae; Streptophyta; Magnoliopsida; Fabales; Fabaceae
Product: flap endonuclease 1
Exons: 18
Coding region: 101-1255 (384 amino acids)
Molecular function (GO): 5'-flap endonuclease activity; DNA binding; 5'-3' exonuclease activity
Source: RefSeq, a predicted model, not a curated record
AGCAGUUGAUUUUUUGUCGCUCCUAAUUCAUUUUUCUGCCGUCACACUCCAAAACACCAUCCUUUACAUUUUCUCUGCAAAUUCUCAUAAACACAACAAAAUGGGUAUUAAGGGUUUAACGAAGCUUUUAGCUGACAAUGCCCCCAAAUCCAUGAAGGAGAACAAAUUCGAGAGCUAUUUUGGCCGAAAGAUCGCUGUUGAUGCCAGCAUGAGCAUUUACCAGUUUCUUAUUGUUGUGGGAAGAAGUGGAACUGAAAUGCUGACUAAUGAAGCUGGUGAAGUUACUAGUCAUUUGCAAGGAAUGUUUUCACGGACAAUCAGACUUCUAGAAGCGGGGAUGAAGCCAGUAUAUGUUUUUGAUGGGAAGCCACCGGAGAUGAAGAAUCAAGAGCUGAAAAAACGGCUUUCAAAGAGAGCUGAGGCUACCGCGGGUUUGUCAGAAGCUAUAGAGACUGACAAUAAGGAAGAUAUUGAAAAAUUCAGUAAACGGACAGUGAAGGUGACAAAGCAACAUAAUGAUGACUGCAAAAGACUUUUAAGACUCAUGGGAGUCCCCGUUGUUGAGGCGCCCUCCGAAGCAGAGGCUCAGUGUGCUGCUCUUUGCAAAGCUGGAAAGGUGUAUGCUGUGGCUUCUGAAGACAUGGACUCCUUAACGUUUGGAGCUCCUAAAUUCCUCCGCCAUCUAAUGGAUCCUAGCUCAAAGAAGGUUCCAGUAAUGGAAUUUGACAUUGCAAAGAUUUUGGAGGAGCUAAAUCUGACCAUGGACCAAUUUAUUGACUUGUGUAUUCUUUCUGGGUGUGAUUACUGUGACAACAUUCGAGGUAUUGGGGGGCUAACAGCUUUGAAGCUCAUACGCCAACAUGGCUCUAUCGAAACUAUACUGGAAAACCUAAGCAAAGAGAGGUACCAGAUACCAGAUGAUUGGCCGUAUCAGGAGGCUCGACGACUUUUUAAAGAACCAGAGGUCUCAACUGAUGAUGAAGUACUUAAUCUUAAGUGGUCUCCUCCAGAUGAAGAAGGGUUAAUAACUUUUCUAGUAAAUGAGAAUGGGUUCAACAGUGACAGGGUGACAAAGGCAAUAGAGAAAAUUAAAGCGGCAAAGAACAAGUCAUCACAAGGCCGAUUGGAAUCAUUUUUUAAGCCAACAGCAAAUCCAUCUGUACCUAUCAAACGGAAGGAAACACCGCAGAAUGAUGCUAAAGCUAAAGGAAGUAACAAGAAAGCUAAGGCCGGUGGCGGUAAGAAGAAAAAAUAGUUGGCUCUGUAUCUUAAAUUGGCAGUCAUUUACAUGUUGAUCAGUUGGCAUGAAGGAGGCUCAAUUUGUAAUACUGAUGCUCAAUCUUCCAAAUUGUAAAAUAUUUGUAUGACUAAUUACUAAUUUAUGUUAGAUAAUUAUGUUAUUUAACAAUUUGAGAUACAGUGCUUCAUUUGGUAGAGAUGCUCUUAAUUCUCACUUUUUUUGGGUUAAUUUGACUUGCCAUUUUUUCCUUA